UGUAUACAUUUCGUCCGAGAAUAUUUUCAUCGGUCGUGGGGCUGCGAUGGUAGUUAGUAUUCCGUGAAAUGUAAUAAAAUAGGCAUAAAAAUGGAAAACAUUUCCAGCAACUAUUCAGUGAAAGUCAAGCAGGAACAUGACGAACUUCCAGCUAUUGACGAAAUAAAGGCGGAAAAAUUUGAUCAUGAUAUCACACCAACACAGUCACAGGAUGACAAAGGGUUUGCUGCGUUCGUGGAGUAUCUCGACCCAGCAAGGAUGCGAACUCAAGAGCCAGCUCGUAAUCGAUGUACAUGGAGAUACUUCCUCCUUACUCCGGAAUGGAGUGAUCCGAAUGCUGAUGGAGGAAAAACAGGGGAAACUAAGGCAGCCCCAAUUAUUACUGUUAUGCACGAAAUAGAACUGGAAGGUAUCGAGGAAACGUAUAUCUUGCAUCAAUGGGAAGAACCAUUGAGUCCUGUUCCACUCAACCUGUCCAUCGAAAAGCCUACCCGGUAUAGUCGGUGGGACGUAUCACCGGAAACCGAGAACGAACCACCCACCAAAAAGCGUUGUACGCGAUGGGAUGUGCCUCCGGCCAGUGAGGACGCUACUCUUCAAGCUACUCGAGCUUUUCAAUGGAGACAGAGCCUGCUAAGCUCAAGUUUCAGGAUGAUCGGUUGGGAACUCAGUUGGGUAACGCUUCAGGCCGUAUCUACCGCAAACUUCCGGUAUCAUCCUGUGGCGUUUGAACAGCAAGUCAGACAACGCACGCCUUCAAUCAGCCAAUCUCAUCACUUGCAUUGCUGCAGUAAUAAAGCAGUGCAACGAGCUGCAGCUGCUGAACCAGCAUGCACGUGCACUAUGCGAAUGGCUUGGUGAGGAGUGUCCGGAGGUACUCGGAUCGAUACUGUGCGCACUGCAGACAAUCUUGAACCUGAUGGACGUUCGACAGCUGACAUCACCAUUAAAGCAGCUACUGCUACAUCUGCUGCCCAUCCUCAAGAAUCGCCACGAGAAGGUACAGGAAAACUUUACCAGUCUGGUGGGAUUGAUUGCGCAGCUUGCACUGGAAUGCGUGUCAGCCAGCGAGAGGAUGCCGAUCUGUUGGACGUGUUGAAGUCUCACAGUAAAUCGGUACGGCGUGCAACGAUCAACACGUUCGCCUACAUUGCGCGUGCGAUCGGUCCGUUCGAAAUACUGCCGGUGCUGCUCAACAGUCUGAAUACAUACAACAUGGUGUAUGUUGGGGCGCAGGAUACGCUGGUCGCUGGCUAUCCACGCAUUGCGAGCGAUACCAGAAAUCGCUACAUUCGCUAUGAAUUGGACUAUAAUUUGUUGCUGGAAAUUCAUCAAUUCAGUACUACCUUGCAGUAUCAGCCCUAUGAAUUACUAACUUUUGAAAGGUUUUUUACUACGAAUUAUGACAUGUGCACUCAGUACUUUUCGUUCUAUUUUUGUCCUUUUUAACACCAAAACAAGAAAAAACCACAUUUUUAUUUCAAUUGAAAUGAAUUACAUGAAUUACUUCUGGAGCAAGAUAUCUGAAAGCCCAAUAAAGCGUCAGCUCGGUACGUUCAGUAGUUGAAGAUCAAA
Molecule: messenger RNA, 1575 nt
Organism: Anopheles stephensi (Asian malaria mosquito)
Lineage: Eukaryota; Metazoa; Arthropoda; Insecta; Diptera; Culicidae
Exons: 6
Coding region: 91-861 (256 amino acids)
Source: RefSeq, a predicted model, not a curated record